Phytophthora infestans T30-4 is the source of this 1165-nucleotide messenger RNA. RefSeq names its product enoyl-CoA hydratase/isomerase family, putative. The transcript is spliced from 3 exons. Bases 1 to 1122 code for a protein of 373 amino acids. NCBI's taxonomy places the organism in Eukaryota, Oomycota, Peronosporomycetes, Peronosporales, Peronosporaceae. Gene Ontology annotation, molecular function: fatty-acyl-CoA binding. The record is from RefSeq and is a predicted model, not a curated record.
AUGAGCAUGCAUCUCUUGACAGCAAACAUGUCCUCCUCACUCUCGCAGCGCUUCGAACGCAGUCUGGCGCUCGGCAAAGCGCUGCCUCCGCUGUCGGACAACGCGGCCAAACUCGAGAUGUAUGCGCUCUUCAAACAGGCCAAUCUGGGCAAGAACACGACCUCAAAGCCGGGUAUGCUGGACUUUGUGGGUCGAGCCAAGUGGGACGCAUGGACCAAGCUAGGCGAUAUGACCCAGGAAGACGCCAAGCUGAAAUACAUCGCCAUUAUAGACGACCUGGCCGCCAAAACGGGUGCAAAAGGACAAGAAGAGGAAGAUGCAGCGGCAGCAACUUCUUCUGCCGGGUCGGAGGAUCUCCUUGUCCAAAUUUUGGACGCCGGGCUAUUGACGAUCCAGUUGAAUCGCCCCAAAAAGUUCAAUGCCAUCGAUAUCGCCAUGUACGAGGGUUUGACCAAGGCACUGGACAGCUCCAAGACGCAAGAUAAAGUCAAGGCUGUGCUACUUAAGAGUACUGGCGAGUAUUUCUCCAGUGGCAAUGAUCUGAGUAUGUUCACGUCCAAUCCGGAUGGACUUUCGCUCGAAGCGAUGGCAGAUAAGGGCGCUGUGCUACUAGAAAACGUAGUCAACACCUUCAUUACGUACCCUAAGCCGAUCAUCGUAGCCGUUCAAGGGCCAGCGGUGGGCAUCGCGACCACCAUCUUGGGACUCUGCGACCUCGUGUACGUGAAGGAGACAGCGACGUUCCACACGCCAUUCACGUCACUAGGUCAGUCGCCUGAAGCUUGCUCCUCGCUCCUUUUCCCGCGUAUUAUGGGACCGGCACGAGCGAAUGCCAUGCUGUUGCUUAAGGAGAAAAUGAGUGCCCAGGACGCUGUGGAUACGGGUCUGGCCACUGCAAUGUUUGGAGCCGCGGAAUUUGACAGCCAAGUACAGGCGAAAGUGGACCUGCUGCUGUCGCGCUAUCCACAGGCGAUACAGCGCUCCAAGGCGCUAAUUCGCUCACCGGCAACAGUGAAGGAACUGCAAGAGAUCAACCACCUCGAGUGCCAAACUCUCAAGGAAAUGUGGCUGGGACCUGAGUGCAUGGAUGCUAUUUUGAAGUUCCAGUCUCGUAAGCAAUAGGUUUGCUGAUAAAAAAACAUGUUUUUUUAGUUUUUAAACAUUU